AUGUUGGCCACCACCACCCUCAUCUCCUGCAACUUCUCUGCUCUCCCAUUCCUUUCUCUCAAAACCCGCAACCCCAACUCCAGAAUCUCGUUUAUCAGAACCCCAAACCCUCCAAUUCUCAGUAAACCCAAACACCCAAUUUCCACAUUUCAGAAAAGGGGUGGCCUUCAAAUCUGUCAGAGCUCCUUCAACACUCAGAAUCCAGAAGACCCAGCUGCUGAAAAAGGAGCUAAAUUGGAGAGUGAGAACGGAGAUGGUGGGGAUGGAGGAGACUGGACCACAUCGGCUCUGCUUUUCGUGUUGUGGGUUGGACUCAUCUACUAUGUUUUCAACCUCACUCCUGACCAGACUCCGUCAAGGGAUGUGUAUUUCUUGAAAAAGCUGCUGAACUUGAAGGGAGAUGAUGGGUUCAGGAUGAAUGAUGUGCUUGUGUCUCUGUGGUACAUCAUGGGUUUGUGGCCCUUGGUGUAUAGCAUGCUACUGCUUCCAACCGGUAGAAGCUCAAAAGGCAAAGUCCCUGUCUGGCCAUUCCUGACAUUUUCAUUUUUCGGGGGCGUAUAUGCUCUUCUUCCUUACUUUGUCCUUUGGCGUCCACCACCACCUCCAGUUGAAGAAACCGAGCUCAGAAGAUGGCCAUUAAAUUUUCUCGAAUCCAAAAUAACUGCUGGGAUAUCGCUGGCUGCAGGACUAGGAAUUAUAAUUUAUGCAGGACUAGCUAGCGGGGACGACUGGAAGGAGUUUUACCAGUACUACAGGGAAAGCAAAUUUAUUCAUAUCACAAGCCUUGAUUUCACUCUGCUGUCUGCAUUCGCUCCUUUCUGGGUGUACAAUGAUAUGACUGCUCGAAAAUGGUAUGACAAAGGUUCUUGGCUUCUUCCCUUAUCACUGGUUCCAUUCUUGGGUCCUGCUUUGUAUCUUCUCCUCCGGCCAUCAUUGUCUGCAAUGCCUGUUUCACUGAGCCCAAGUUCAUCCGAGCAAAAAUGAACUUCGUAUUUACAGACCAGUGUGCAGCACAGUGAAGGAAUCAAGGCUCCCCAUUCCCAUUCCGAGAAGGGUGUGAUUGAAGUUGAUCAGGAAAAUUUUGAAAUCCCAUUGUUAAACUUGUAUCAAACACAGAUUUAGAGUGAACCAACUAGCAUUGAAAAACAAGCUUCAACGAGACGCAAUGGUACAAGCAUACAAAUAAGUCAUUUUAUGGGAAAGGAAGUACUUCAGUGUGACAAAUAUCAGUUUUCAGAGAAAUACUGAAGUAAAUAAAGGUGGCAAAACUCAUUAAGCCAUUA
Molecule: messenger RNA, 1283 nt
Organism: Vitis vinifera (wine grape)
Lineage: Eukaryota; Viridiplantae; Streptophyta; Magnoliopsida; Vitales; Vitaceae
Exons: 6
Coding region: 1-984 (327 amino acids)
Source: RefSeq, a predicted model, not a curated record